GUAACAGGACCUUCGCAGCGGUACAGUAUGUAUACAGCUUCAUUGAACUACCUUCAAAUAACCUUUCCUACAUGUAAAACUAUUAUUGCAUGAUUCAUGAAAUUAAUAAUAAUAAAUCUUCUGAAGGUUGCUUAGACAAAAUGAAACUUUCAGCCGUCCUUUUUCUCAGUGCCGUCUCCACGGUGCUGGCAGGGAAGACCCUGGUGUUCCCCACUCAGACCAGUACCAGUUAUGUUGAGAUGACCCCUCUGAAACCGCUCAAUCUGAGUGCCUUCACCCUGUGCAUGCGUGUGGCCACAGAGCUCAGCGGUGAACGUGAGAUCAUCCUCUUUGCGUACCAGACUGAAAACUCUGAUGAGCUCAAUGUGUGGCGCGAGCUGGACGGCAGGUUGUCCUUCUACUUGAGUGGAGAUGGUGUUUUAUUUAAUACUCCUGAGCUCGGUCCCAUGGAGACCUACCUGUGUUUCACCUGGGACUCCAGUUCAGGUACGGCUGCCGUCUUCGUGGACGGGAGGAAAAGCUUGACCAAAAUGUACAAGAAGGGUCACGUUAUCCUUGCCGGAGGCAAGGUCGCCCUUGGACAGGAUUCGGACAGAUACUUUGGUAACUUUGACGCCAAACAGAGUUUUGUUGGGGAGAUCAGUGAUGUCAAUAUGUGGGACACUGUCCUCUCAGACAGCACGAUCCGAAAAAUGUUCUAUGGGAAGAAAGUAGAGAGAGGAAAUGUUUUUGACUGGGAAAGCACAGAGCUUGAAAUCAAUGGGGACGUGGUAGUUGUUAACCGUAAACUGUAACUUUACACGACAUGCUGGAGUAAUGUCAUAAUGUCAUAAUGUCAAACAAGGCAAUAUAAAGCUCUGCAGCCAAUGGAAAUCAGUGUAGCCACAUUACAUGUAUGUGUGUAUACGUUAUGUGAAGUAGAUGAUUUGUUGAUUAAAAUGCAUCUGUGCACCAAUAUCUAAUAAAAACCUAUAGUGACAAUGUCUGUACAUAAUAAUAAUCAGUACUCACCUAACAUAUACAAAAGACUGGACCAUUAACCAGGGAAAGUGCAACUGCUCUGAUGCUCCUGAAGCUCCAGUCUUACUGAGAAUGAACUGAUUUGUGCUCAUUUAAUAGAAAUUGUGUUUGGGAAUAUGCACAAUGGAACCGGUUUCUAAGUGGGGCCCCCAGAUGAGGGGAAAUGCUAAAUAACAAAAAUAGAAAAACUUCUACAAAUCUGCUACAAACUGAUACAAACUGAUACAAAAUAAAAGUUUUUUAAAAAACA
Molecule: messenger RNA, 1270 nt
Organism: Dicentrarchus labrax (European seabass)
Lineage: Eukaryota; Metazoa; Chordata; Actinopteri; Moronidae
Product: pentraxin fusion protein-like
Exons: 3
Coding region: 90-794 (234 amino acids)
Source: RefSeq, a predicted model, not a curated record